AUGGGUAUUCCCGUUAUACAAGUAUGUUGGGAGGAGGAUGGGAAUGAGGACAUUGAACAUGCCUUGUUGAGCUGCCGUAAGGUGCAAGCUGUUUGGACUACAGCAACAAUACCUACGGAUGGGGUUGUAAGGCUCUUGGGUCCUCCGACAAGUUUCCAAGCUUCCAAACUGAAAGUUGUGUUCAUGGGAAAGGGACUACUAAAUUAUUCUGCAGAUUUCACAGCCAACUUAACAUUCACAAUCUCUAAUGUCAUCAACCUUCAUCAGUUGAAAGGUUGGUAUAACAAGGAUGAUGUGGCUGCUGAGUGGAAGAAAGUGAAAGAGACCACGUUUCUGAACGUGCACUGUAAUGUAGGCGGUCCGAAUCUCUUGCUGCGGAGUUUAGAUAACCACAUUUUCUCCGAGGAGCUGCCUUUGCUAAGUUUUCCUCCAUUGAAUCAGGAAAAGAAUAGGACUAAACGAUGA
Molecule: messenger RNA, 465 nt
Organism: Gossypium raimondii (Peruvian cotton)
Lineage: Eukaryota; Viridiplantae; Streptophyta; Magnoliopsida; Malvales; Malvaceae
Product: magnesium dechelatase SGRL, chloroplastic-like
Exons: 3
Coding region: 1-465 (154 amino acids)
Source: RefSeq, a predicted model, not a curated record